AUGGCGUACGCUGAAAGACUCGCGCCACCAGGGAAAAUAAAAUUUAACAGCCAAAAUCUCGCUGAAGAUUGGCGUAAGUGGAAAGAGGAGUUCAGUCGCUACGUUUCUCUGACCGUGAAAGAUGAAGAUGCAUCUAAGCUGCAGUUAUUCAAAGAGAGACUUUUAAGAACACCAGAUGUCAAUUUAGGGAAAUGUGUAGACAUGUGUAGGACUGCGGAAAUCACAAAACAGGGCAUUAGUGUGCUAGACGGAACUAGUGCUCUCACCCCAGCUAUUAAUAAAAUAAGCAAACAGAGUACCCGUAAACCUGACGACAAUAAAAAAAAGACUAGUGAGAAACAAAAAUAUAAACAGUGCAAAUUCUGUGGCAGCUCCGACUCAGAUGAUUACUACCAGUCAAACUCUGUCACUAACUCGGACGAAGACGAAUCUGUGAACACUUUGAACUCCAAAACAGCACAGGCAACCAUGCUAAUCCAAGGACAGAAAUUCAGACUUCAGCUUGACACAGGAGCUACCUUUAGCAUUCCACCUAUAAACCAUUUGCGUUACUUCCUUCCUCUGCGCCCAACCAAUAUACGUAUGUAUAAUGGCAUAACCAUCAAGCCCCUUGGAAAACUUGCAUUAUUAGUCACCAACUCCAAAAACCAGAUGACUCAGGAAGCUGAUUUCGUUAUCAUCAAAGACAACUGUACACCUCUACUAGGUAACAAUACACUUCAGGAUAUGGAACUACUACAAUGGAAUAGUGAAAACAUUCUAACCAUUUCCAACUAUUCACCUAUCACCAAAGAGCAGUUGCUCACCGAGUACAAGAAUGUUUUUGAAGGCAUUGGACGUUUGGAAGGAGACUUUAAUCUUGUUGUUGACAAGUUCAUUCCUCCAGUUGCACACCCUCCACGGAGAGUGCUUCUAGCUCUCAAAGCACAGCUAAAAGAUAAACUUGAUCGUCUAGAGAAUCUGAACAUUAUUGCUCAAGUGAGUGAACCCACACCAUGGGUGUCUAGUUGCCUCAUGGUUGUCAAACCAAAUAAACUGCGGAUAUGUAUUGACCCAAAAGACUUAAAUAAAGCUCUGAAGCGUAGUUAUUAUCCUCUACCCACUAUUGAGGAAGUUCUUCAACAGUUAACCAAAGCAAAAGUUUUCAGUAUACUUGAUGCCAAGAAUGGGUUCUGGCACGUCCAGAUGGAUCAUGAAAGUUCAUUGUUGACUACAUUCAAUACGCCCUUCGGACGCUAUCGCUGGCUGAGAAUGCCCUUUGGCCUGUCUACAGCCCCUGAAGAAUACUAA
This is a messenger RNA of Saccostrea echinata, 1290 nucleotides long. RefSeq lists its product as uncharacterized. The transcript has 3 exons. Lineage: Eukaryota; Metazoa; Mollusca; Bivalvia; Ostreida; Ostreidae. The record is from RefSeq and is a predicted model, not a curated record. Bases 1 to 1290 code for a protein of 429 amino acids.